ACUCUUAAGAAAAUGAAAAAAAAAAAAAAAAACAACCCAGAAACACUGAGCAGCUUUUCCGGCGGCCCUUGAUGGCGCCGCCCCCACUAGCCGGGGCGAGUAGCCGUGCCCUUCGGGGGACCCCGGCGCCUGAGGAGGGCGGGAGCGCCCGGGACGCGGAGGCAGGAGGACCGGGAGCGCGCCUGGCGGGACGCAGCGCGGACGCGCGCGGCUGCGGCCGGUGUCCAGGCAACCCCCGGACGCGUCUCCGCGGGAGAAGCAGGUGGCCCCGCGGCCCUAGGGCCCUCCGCUCCGGUUCCUCGCCCGCCCGGCGCCCGGCAGUGGCAGUUUGGCUGCCAGUGGAUGAGUCCAUGUACCCUGGAAAAGGUCCCCGGGACUGUUCUCUCCCCUCCAUCUCCAGAGCGACCUGCAGCAGAGAGCUGGAGAAGGUUCAAGAGGAAGGAGACCCUGGCAUGACCACGAUGGAGAAGAAGAGAUACAGUGUUGCAGGUGAUUUUCUGGAAUCUAAGGGAUACUUUGCUGGCACAACAUCCUCUGGAAGAAAGGUCAGCCCCUCAUCUUCUGCUGAAACAUGUCCUAGUGUGAGUGAGCCUACAGUCCCCGGCAAAGUGUCCGUUCACCUAGACUCUGCUACAGAUUUGGAUCUGAAAUCCUCCUCCGCACAUUCUGAUCAGUCCUCUGAAACCUCAUUCCCUGAAGUCCCCAAGGAUAAAUAUCCCAAGGAGUUCAGCCUGCUUAAGUUGCAGACAAAGGAUGGGCACCGUCCUGAAUGGACAUUUUACCCGAGGUUUAGCAGCAAUAUCCACACCUACCACGUUGGAAAGCAGUGCUUCUUUAACGGGGUCUUCCUCGGCAACAGGAGGUCUCUAUCAGAGAGAAUGGUGGACAAGUGCUUUGGGAGGAAGAAAUAUGAUAUUGAUCCUAGAAAUGGAAUACCAAAGUUAACUCCAGGAGAUAAUCCAUAUAUGUACCCAGAACAGAGUAAAGGCUUCCACAAAGCAGGCUCAACUCUCCCACCAGUGAAUUUCUCAAUAGUGCCGUAUGAAAAGAAAUUUGAUACAUUUAUUCCACUUGAGCCUCUUCCACAAAUUCCUAUCUUGCCUUUCUGGGUGAAGGAGAAGGCCAAUAGGCUGAAGACCGAGAUAAGAGAGGUGGAGGAGCUUGACAAUUGGCACCCAGCGGUCCCCUUGGUGCACAGUUUAUUCCCUGCUGGUUCUUUGGAUUCGCCGAGACAAUCCUAAGCAGAAACAGGCCCACAGAGCAUGCACUGACUGUACUCUGGAGAGCCUCUUCCAAUUGGUCGCUUCUGUCAGUGUGAUUGCUCUAAGUCAAAUGUUUGACUUUGAUAAGUAAUCACUGUGCGUUGCCUUUUUUUUUUUAACUCUAUGUUCUGAAAACCUUCAAACUUACAGAAAAGUUGUGAGGAUCAUACAAUGAACAAAUACCUACAUGUCCUUCACUUAGAA
Acinonyx jubatus (cheetah) is the source of this 1466-nucleotide messenger RNA. RefSeq names its product spermatogenesis associated serine rich 1 (gene SPATS1). Lineage: Eukaryota; Metazoa; Chordata; Mammalia; Carnivora; Felidae. The record is from RefSeq and is a predicted model, not a curated record. The coding region runs from base 72 to 1241 and encodes 389 amino acids. The transcript is spliced from 9 exons.